Molecule: messenger RNA, 2959 nt
Organism: Sinocyclocheilus rhinocerous
Lineage: Eukaryota; Metazoa; Chordata; Actinopteri; Cypriniformes; Cyprinidae
Product: inter-alpha-trypsin inhibitor heavy chain H2-like
Exons: 19
Coding region: 62-2707 (881 amino acids)
Biological process (GO): hyaluronan metabolic process
Molecular function (GO): serine-type endopeptidase inhibitor activity
Source: RefSeq, a predicted model, not a curated record
ACGAGGCUCAGAGGUCUCCGAGACUGCAGAGGCUGAUCAUUUAGCCUCAGUCAGUGUGUGCAUGUGUGUGGACUGUGCUGGCAAUUUUUGUGGUCUCCUGAAAGGACUUUUCUCUGGUUCCAUGAAGACUCCAGUUCUUCUGUGUGUCCUGCUCUUUUCUCAGAGCUGGGCUUUCGAGUUUAUCAUCGAUGGCGAGUGGGAAAGUGAAACAUCAGGUCCUUUGGAUCAGUACCACCAUUCUGGAAGAUACAGGAGAAACGUUUUGACCAGUGAAGAAGAAGAGGAUUUUGAGGUAAUUCAGGGCAAUGACAUCACAGUUAAGAGCUAUAAGGUGGAGAGCAGAAUCACAUCGCGGUUCACUCACACCACAGUCAAGAGCUCUGUGGUCAACUCAGGCCCCAACGCCCAGAGCAUCGGCUUCAACGUGGAGAUCCCCAAACGGGCCUUCAUUAACAACUUCACCAUGAAUGUCAAUGGGAUCACAUUCACCGGCUCAGUGAAGGAAAAGUCAGUGGCACGGAACCUUUACGCUCAAGCAAGAGCUCGUGGGAAAGCAGCAGGCAUUGUCAGGACUAACUCUCAAGCAAUGGAGACCUUUAGGACGGAGGUGCAUGUUCCUCCAGGCAGCAAAGUGGAGUUUGAGCUGCACUAUCAGGGAAUGAUGCAGAGGAAACUGGGCGUCUACCAGCACACACUACACUUACAACCUGGACGCCUGGUUCCACUGCUGCAGGUUGAUGUGUAUAUAUUUGAGCCCAAAGGUAUCAAGUUUGUCACGGCCUCUAACACACUGGGAGAGCAGUUUUCAGAUUUGACCAAAAUCACCCACACAAAAGAAAAAGCCCACCUUGUGUUCAAACCAACUUUGCAGCAGCAGCGCAAGUGUGAAAACUGCACUGAAAGUGCAGUGGAUGGCGUGUUUACUGUGACGUAUGAUGUGGAGAGAGAGAGCAAUGCUGGAGAACUUCAGGUGUCUGACGGUCAUUUUGUUCAAUUCUUUGCUCCAUCUGAUCUAUCUCCUCUCUCCAAAAACAUUGUUUUUGUCAUCGAUGUGAGUGGAAGCAUGUGGGGGCUGAAAAUGAAACAGACAGUGGAGGCAAUGAAGGCUAUUCUAGACGAUCUGUCAAUGGAUGACUAUUUCAGCAUCAUAGAUUUCAAUCACAAUGUCCGUUGCUGGAAUGAAGAUAUGGUCCAAGCUUCCUCCAUCCAGGUGAACGAAGCUAAAAAGUACAUCCAAAGCAUCAAGCCUAAUGGAGGCACCAACAUCAAUGAGGCUUUACUGAGAGCAGUGCAGAUGCUGUUGAGAGCUUCCAAUCAUGGAUUGAUCGACCCUCGUUCUGUGUCUAUGAUCAUUCUGGUGUCUGAUGGAGACCCGACAGUGGGAGAAAUAAAGCUGAGCACUAUUCAGAAAAACGUGAAACGUGUGAUGAGGGAGGAGUUUUCUCUAUACUCUCUUGGUAUUGGUUUUGACGUAGACUUCGACUUCCUGGAGCGAAUUGCUAUGGACAACAGAGGCAUCGCCCAGAGGAUUUAUGCCAAUCAUGAUGCCGCAGACCAGUUAAAGGCAGAAGUUGGCUACAUGAACAUUUCUUUCUUGCGUUUCCCAUUAAUCGUACUCAUUUACUUUGCCUCUGUGGAUUUCCUCUCAUGUAGCUCUCUAGCUCCUACUGCGAAUAAGAAGCGUAGGAUCACCCAGAGGAUCAUGGCCCUGGCUGUGGAGCAUCAGUUUGUGACCCCUUUCACCGCCAUGCUGGUGGAGGGUCAUGACCAGGGGGGGGCAGAACGACUGAUCGCAGACUCACCCAGAGACUCCAAACAUGGCUGCUGCUCAACCACUGCUCCCUUAUCUGGACCACGGCCGGUGCAACAGUUACUCUAUGCAAAACCUCAGUGGAUUCAGCCUACUUAUGCUCCAAAUCAAGAAGCAAUUGGAACGCUUGAAAGUACCAUUAUAACCAGUGUGGACAAUGACCCCCACUUCAUCAUUCACUUACCCAAAAGUAACAUGGACAUCUGCUUCAACAUUGACUCCAAACCCGGACACAUCCUCAACCUGAUUUCAGAUCCUGGAACAGGAGUCACAAUCAACGGUCAGUUGGUUGGGUCUAAGAAGAUGAAGAACAACAAAAUAGACACAUAUUUCGGCACCAUCUCCAUAUACUCUAAAACACACAGUGUGCAGGUUAUAGUAGGAACCAACAGAAUCGACCUGAUGGAAGGCAGGAACAAUCAUUCCUUCUCUUGGGGAGCCACAGCUGAGCUGGUGCUGGACAGGAUGAGGGUCACCAUAGUGAAAGAGGAACAUGUUACGGUGACAGUUGAUGGGAAGAUUUCAGUGAUGGUGCUUUUGCAUCGGGUGUGGAAGAAGCAUCCUGUGCAGGUGGACUUCCUGGGCGUUUACAUGUCUAGCGACAACAAAUACUCCACACGGGUUCAUGGUCUCAUUGGUCAGUUUGCACAGGAACCAGAAGUAAAGGUGUACGGCGUGCACGAGGGAGCAGAUCCAAAGAAGAAAGAGGCCACAAUGGAGGUGAAAGGCAACAAAGUAGCUGUCACCAGGGGCUGGCAGAAGGACUACAGACGUAACAAGAAACGAGGUUCAGAUGUCUACUGCUGGUUCAUCCAUAACAGUGGGAAAGGCUUCAUUGACGGCAGUUACACCAGUUAUAUCCUGCCUCAGCUGGACAGCUUCCUGACCGCCAUCUGAGAGCAAGAGUGUGGCAGCUAGCUUAGGAGACUUGCUAAGAGAGAAAAAGAGGCUGAUUGGUAGAAAUCUGUUGUUUUAUACAAGCAAUAAGAAGCAAAGGAAACUGAAACAUUUGCCAUAAAAAAAAAAAAAGAUUUUUAAUACUACAAAAAAAUAUAUACAAAACACAGAAAAACAGUGCUGUACAUCAACCAAUUGAACUGAAAUUAUUUUAAAAUGAAAGCCAAUUAAACUAAUUAAUGUAUUAUAAGA